AUGGACUUUGAAAAGCCAAGCGGCGAGGAUCAGGAUAUAUAUGUUUAUCGCCCUGACAAAACAUUACUCGACAACGGAGAACGAUCAUCGAAAAGACGCAAAGUUGCGACAAGCUCCAAGGCCACCACGUCUUCACAGAAAAAUGACUCGCAAGUAUUCGCUCCAUUGCUCGGUGGGAAGGAAUCUGCAGAUUUAGUUGCGCAAAGAAAGUCGGCCUUUCAAAACUUGUGGUCAACUCAGGAACAGAGAUGCAAGGAGGUUAUUGAGAAUCUGGAUUCUGGGAUUUUGGAAGACAUAACGACGUUUGUGAAAUCAGCAUCACCUGAAUUGUUCAAUGGAUGCAUUCCCACGUCGCUCGUCACCAUCGGCUCAAACGUAUCGGCGCUUCCUAGGCUGUUAGAUAUACUACAUCGGCGUCUUACCACGCAAAAUUGCGGUCAAGUGAUUCUUCUAGAAUCAGGUGACGCGCCAAAUUUGAAAGCGGUGCUGAAGACAAUCAUUCGAGUUGCGGUUACAAGUACUUCUGGAAAUGAUGCCUACCAGAAGCUUUUCACAGACAAAUCGGGUCCUCGAAUGCUCCCUUACGAUCUUAAUGUUCUGCACGACUACGUGAAAGGCCAGGGCGCAAAGCCUUUGGUAUUGGCAUUCCGAGACAGUGAGGCAUUUGAUUUUGGUGUUCUCAACGAUCUCCUCUCUUUACUCAGUUCUUGGGUUGAUCGAAUACCAUUUGUUCUACUCUUUGGGAUCUCGACGUCUGUCGAACUCUUUGAAGGCCGACUUCCCCGGUCCACUGCAGCUUUGCUCCUUGGCAGACACUUUGAAAUUCAUGAAGCUGAAGGUGCUAUUGAUUACAUAUACGAGACACUGCAGACAAAUCCUGAUACCAGACUAUGGCUCGGGCCGCAUGUGAGUGCAUCUCUGAUUGAGAAGGCCAGAGAUCACUUCCAGAGUCCUGAAGGUUUUAUUCGAGAAGUAAAGUACGCAUACAUGUCACACUUCUUCGCAAAUCCUCUCAGCGUCUUAUUGCCAUCCCCCAGCUCGCAACAGAAACAACUAUGCGAGGCCAUACGCAACUUGAAAUCUUACAGAAGUUUCUGCGAGGAAUCACUGGAACAAGGCAACGCUGACUUUGUCCGUAGUCUUCUGGAUGAUGAUGACAUUCUCUGGAAGCAAGUGCACGAGUCCAUAGAGCAAGGAUUGGUUCAAAUGAGUGAACUAUUCCAAACCGUCAAUACAGUCCGGUCACUCCAGACCGUGUUGCAGCUAACCAAAGCCAGCAGUAACACGGACCUAUAUAUUCGAGGAAUUUCUGGAGAUCUACAUGAUUCAUCAACCAUCAAAGACCUAUUGAGCCGGAUACAGAGGGCAGACUCGGACAGUCUUACGGUUAUGCUGCGAGUUUUCCAAGAGAGCAAUGCAGCAACAGCAUUGGUAGAUGUCAAGCAAUAUGAGCAAGAGCUCCAAAAUCUGUUGCUUACGCACAACGCAAGCGAACCCCUGCGAAGCAAAUACGACGACCAGAACUCCAGCAUCAAAACAACAAUAGUCAAGGACAAAGUGAACCUCACCAAGACCAAGAAACAAAUCUCCAGCCUCGACACCGCCUACUCCGAGCUACUUGAGAAAUUCGUUCAAGAGCUCGAGACAAAUCUGACCUUGAAACUCAUCAAUCCUCAGGACCUAUUAUUGCACGAAGUGUUUGUCUUCGACCUCCGAAACCCACUACGAGACACAUUUGCGCCUCGCGCUAGAUUCUCAAUUGAACGCGCCUUGUCUACUCCCUUCGACUACUUGGCGUCGUCAUCAUCUGCAUCAGAGCAUGGGGAAAGAGGAGGACACAUGUCUGCAAAGCAGCCUGAAACAGCUAUACUGUACCAACUGUACCUCGAAUCAGGCUCAUUAGUGAACGUGUAUGAUUUAUGGAAGGCGUUUUCCACCAUCGUAUGCGGUAGUGAGGGUGACGAGGAUGGUGAUGAGAGCAGGAGAACUUGCGAUGAGCGAUCUGCUUUGAUGCUAUUUUAUCGAGCUAUGUCUGAGCUGAAGACUUUGGGCAUGAUGAAGCAUAGUCGGAAGAAGAUAGACCAUGUUAGCAAGUCGGCCUGGAAGGGGUUAUAA
Talaromyces atroroseus is the source of this 2115-nucleotide messenger RNA. RefSeq lists its product as hypothetical. The transcript is spliced from 8 exons. Gene Ontology annotation, molecular function: DNA replication origin binding. Gene Ontology annotation, cellular component: nuclear origin of replication recognition complex; nuclear pre-replicative complex; DNA replication preinitiation complex. Bases 1 to 2115 code for a protein of 704 amino acids. Gene Ontology annotation, biological process: DNA replication initiation; DNA replication. The record is from RefSeq and is a predicted model, not a curated record. NCBI's taxonomy places the organism in Eukaryota, Fungi, Ascomycota, Eurotiomycetes, Eurotiales, Trichocomaceae.